Opisthocomus hoazin is the source of this 2155-nucleotide messenger RNA. The record is from RefSeq and is a predicted model, not a curated record. NCBI's taxonomy places the organism in Eukaryota, Metazoa, Chordata, Aves, Opisthocomiformes, Opisthocomidae.
GGGAAACGCAAAGGCAAAAGCAAAAAGUGGAAGGAAAUCUUGAAAUUCCCUCACAUUAGCCAGUGUGAAGAUCUCCGAAGAGCAAUAGAGAGAGAUUACUGCAGCAUAUGCGAAAAGCAGCCGAUCGGAAGGCUUCUCUUUCGGCAGUUCUGUGAAACUCGACCCGAGCUCGAGUGCUGCAUUAGGUUCCUUGACUCGGUGGCAGAAUAUGAAAUUGCUCCAGAUGAAAAGCUGGGAGAGAAAGGAAAGGAAAUCAUGAUGAAAUACCUCACCCCAGAGUCUCCAGCCUGCGUUCCCGAAGUCAGUCAAGAUCUUAUCCAACAGACAGAGGAGAAACUCGAAAACAGCCCCUGCAAGGAGCUAUUCUCUCCUUGUACAAAAUCUGUCCUGGACCACCUCAGUGGGGAACCAUUCCAAGAAUACCUAAACAGCAUGUACUUCGACAGGUUUCUCCAGUGGAAGUGGUUGGAAAGGCAACCAGUAACAAAAAACACGUUUCGGCAGUACAGGGUACUAGGGAAAGGCGGCUUUGGGGAGGUCUGCGCUUGCCAAGUCCGAGCGACAGGGAAGAUGUACGCCUGCAAAAGAUUAGAGAAGAAGAGAAUAAAAAAGAGGAAAGGCGAAUCCAUGGCACUAAAUGAAAAGCAGAUUUUAGAAAAAGUCAAUAGCCAGUUUGUAGUCAAUUUAGCCUAUGCCUAUGAAACAAAGGAUGCACUGUGCUUAGUUCUGACCAUCAUGAACGGAGGGGACCUGAAGUUUCACAUCUACAACAUGGGAAACCCCGGCUUUGAGGAGGAAAGAGCGUUGUUUUAUGCAGCAGAGAUUCUUUGUGGCUUAGAAGACCUACACAGGGAAAAUACGGUGUACAGAGAUUUGAAGCCAGAAAAUAUCCUGCUAGAUGAUUAUGGCCAUAUUAGAAUAUCUGAUUUGGGUCUAGCUGUUAAAAUCCCUGAGGGUGAAUCAAUCCGUGGAAGAGUAGGAACAGUAGGGUAUAUGGCUCCAGAAGUGUUGAACAACCAGAGAUACACACUCAGCCCUGACUACUGGGGGCUAGGCUGCCUCAUUUAUGAAAUGAUUGCUGGGCAAUCACCAUUUCGUGGAAGGAAAGAGAAGGUGAAGAGGGAAGAAGUGGACAGAAGAGUGCUGGAGACAGAAGAGGUGUACUCCCAUAAGUUUUCUGAGGAGGCCAAGUCCAUCUGUAAAAUGUCCAUGCUAUCUCUUGAUCCACAACAGAAGCCAGGAGAAGUGUCUGGAAUGCUGGAUCCUCCCUUCGUCCCUGAUCCCAGAGCUGUAUACUGCAAGGAUGUGCUAGACAUCGAGCAAUUCUCCACAGUGAAAGGAGUUAACCUGGACCAAACAGAUGAUGAUUUUUAUUCCAAGUUUUCCACAGGAUCAGUGUCUAUUCCAUGGCAAAAUGAGAUGAUAGAAACAGAGUGUUUCAAAGAACUGAAUGUAUUUGGACCAAAUGGUACUAUUUCACCCGACCUAAACAAAAGCUACCCCCCAGAGCCACCCAAGAAAGGAUUGCUACAGAGAAUAUUUAAACGACAGCAUCAGAACAAUUCAAAGAGUUCUCCAAAUUCAAAGGCCAGUUUAAAUCACCACAUAAAUUCAAAUCACGUAAGUUCAAACUCCACUGGAAGCAGCUAGUUCCAACUCAGUUUUAUGAAACAACAUGUUGCAUCUGUCCACUAUAAUCUACAGAGCUUCUAUGGAUGAGAGAGCCUCCACCAUUGAGUGAAAAAAGAAAUUAUCUCCACAAAAUGGAGAUUUUCUAUCCAUUACUUCCAGAGGAGCCUCACAUUUUAAGAAGAAUUUUCCACUCAGGUCUGUUUUUGGAGGUGGCACUCAAGACUGUGUGAAUCAAAUUUGUCUAUUUAGGACAUUGCAAUAGAAAUUCAAUGAACAUGACUACUUGCACGUAUUUAAAUAGCAUCAUACUAGAACUGAAUUUUGUCUUUAUUAUUUUUAAAGAAAAGUUUUGUAAAUUUCUCUAUUGUCUCAGUUUACAUUUUGUACAUUUGUAUUUAAAUGAAAGUCAGACUUUGGAGGUGUAUAUUUUCCAAGCAGCAUCUGUAAAGCCAUGUGUUUUAAGACAUUUUUUUAAAAGAAAAAAAAAAAUGUGACUCAAGACUUCCAGAGCCUCAGAUGAGAA